This is a messenger RNA of Cylicocyclus nassatus, 823 nucleotides long. NCBI's taxonomy places the organism in Eukaryota, Metazoa, Nematoda, Chromadorea, Rhabditida, Strongylidae. The record is from the annotation of a GenBank genome assembly.
ACUUUUUGUAUUUCAGCUGUUUGAUCUUUUUGACCAUUUUAUCUGAUGAAGACUCGUUGAUGCUCUUCCGAGUAGGAGACUUUUCACUUGAUGGAUAUCCCGAUCUUCUUGCUGUUCUUGUGGAGAAGCAAAGCUUGGGGCAGAUAAAGGAGGUUCGAAAUCAACAAGAGCGUCUUCAUUCAACCAAAGGAGGUAGCGCUAGGAGAAAUCAAGAUGGCGUCGUUCUUCGAUCUGAAGGUAAAGAGGAUGGAAGCCUGGACAUUCUUAUCGAAUAUAAGCCGUUCGAAGGAGACACUAAGUUCAGCUUUAUUUAUUGUGAUGACAAAGGUGAUGUUACUUUCCUCAAAGUGCAAGUCUUCACAAACGUGUGCGGCAAGCAUUGUGAGCCGUCGUCAAAGGAAGUGGGGUUCAGUGUUAGUUGGAGCGGUGCAUGCACUAGCUUCAGUGUGUCCGACGGCUGGGGUGGCUCUUUGAAAGGCGCUUCAUGCCAACUUCCCUCCUCGACUCAUCGAGCCCUGGCUGCACCUUAUCUGUUGUUUGGACUGGGCCGAAGUCCCAACUUUGUUGAUGAGUUGACUAUCGGUGCGCCACUUUAUUGUGAUGGCUUAGCAGUCCGUCAACAUACGCUGAAACAGUUCGUACUAAAUUCGAGGAUUGUUUUCAUUCCAUUUGUCAUUUGUCAUUUGUCAUUGUUGUCAUUUGUUUUGUUCCCAAGCUUUCUGACUUUUUGUAUUUUAGCUUUUUGAUCUUUUUGAUCAUUUUAUCUGAUGAAGACUCGUUGAUGCUCUUCCGAGUAGGAGACUUUUCGCUUGAUGGAUAUCCC